GAUAAGUCUCUGUCUUGGAUAAGCAUCCAAAUAAUACAUAUUGAGGCGAGUCAAAAUGUUGGGACGAAAGGACUUUUACUGUCCUACAUAUGACGUUGACUAGCCAUAAUCUGCGCCAUGCAGCCAUGCAGCCAUGCAACCAUGCACAACUACAAUACCUAGGUAGUCAUAGUUCUCAGUAAUCAUGGCAGACACCACUACCACUACCACUAGCCCCCUUCUCCAGCAUCGCCGUUACGACAACGGCAAAACCAAGGGGUUGUCAACGUUAGCAAACAGUGAAGAUGUAAACCACCAGCAGCCCUCCAAGAACCCCCCAGCCCCAACCGUCCUCCAGCAGCACGUCGCCUUCUUCGACCGCGACAACGACGGCGUCAUCUGGCCCGGGGACGUCUACCGCGGCUUCCGCGACCUCGGCUUCCGCGUGCUCUUCUCCCUCGGCUCCCUGCUCAUCCCCAUCUUCUUCUCCUACCCCACACGGCUGGGCUGCUCGUGGCUUCCUGACCCGUGCCUGCGCAUCUACGUGCGCGACAUCUACAAGGCGAAGCACGGCUCCGACUCGGGAGUCUACGACUGCGACGGGCAUUUUCGCGCCGACCAGUUCGACCGCUUGUUCGGCCGGGUUGACACCGGCGGCACCGGCGGCCUCGACGUCGCCGAGCUGGCUGCCAUGUGGCGCAAGAACCGCUGCGCUGCUGACCCGGCCGGCUGGAGCUUUGCGUUCAUGGAGUUGUGGACGACGUGGCUGUUGCUGCAGAAAGAUGGGCGGGUCUGGAAGGAGGAUCUGCGGGCCUGCUACGAUGGGACGCUGUUUUGGAAGAUAAGCGAGGAGAGGUCCAAGGGGGGCGGGUGGCGGAAGGGUUACGGUAUCAGCGACUUGGUGUAUAAUUUGUGGAAUAGAGGAACGUGGAAAAGUUGGGAGUCACGAGUCGGAUAGAUGGAUGACUACAAGUUCUUCGGAUUUAUUCAGCUUUAGAAGCUGACAAAGGAGAUCUAUUGAUAUUAAACGUAACUCAAUGAAGGGUAUGACAAACAACGCGUCUACAACAUUGUAUUAUUUUAAACUACCUAGUACACGCAACAUGACAACA
Molecule: messenger RNA, 1091 nt
Organism: Hypoxylon fragiforme
Lineage: Eukaryota; Fungi; Ascomycota; Sordariomycetes; Xylariales; Hypoxylaceae
Product: Caleosin-domain-containing protein
Exons: 1
Coding region: 185-937 (250 amino acids)
Molecular function (GO): monooxygenase activity; calcium ion binding
Source: RefSeq, a predicted model, not a curated record